AUGCGCUUCUUGAAUUCUUUCGUUCCUUCCCUCCUCCUGUUAGCUGCUGGUGCAGCUCAGGCCGCAUCAUCAUGGGGAUUUGACGAGGGAUCCAUCACUGUCGGCGCAAAGAAGUCCGAUGCAGCUGUCAAGGAGAAGUUCUCUGAGAAGAACCCUCUAACGACACCGGUCACUUUGGGUGCUUCCGACACAUUGAAGAUUGUCAUCACGGCCAAGGAGAACGGAAAGGGCAAGCGCCCUCACCAGGCUUUCCUCGUCCUGCAAGAGUCCGAGACUGGCCUCGAGGCCCCGUUCCCUCUCACUACCAAGGAGAAUGGCAAGGCGACUGUUGAUCUUAAGCAAUCCGAGCUCCCCAUCCAGCUCCUGACCUCGUCUAAGCCCCUCAAGGCAUCUCUCGUCCUGGCAUCCUUUGGCACCUCUGAAGGCUACAACAAGCCCGUCUUUGAUGUCGAGAUCAAGCUCGACCCCAAUGCGACACCUCCGACAUACGAGAAGCCCAUGCGCUACGGCAAGCUGGAGGAGAUCACCCACAUUUUCCGAGCUGAUCCCCAGAGCCCUCCCAAGGUCAUCUCCUUGGUCUUCUCACUGGCCGUCCUUGCCACUAUCCCAGCUCUGUUCCUUGGUUGGGCUAUCCUCGGUGGCAACGUUACUCACCUACAGAAGGCGUUUUCGACUGCUCCCGUCUCUCAUGGCGUCUUCUUCGGCUCCAUUAUUGCCAUGGAGCUUGUCUUCUACCUCUACUAUGUCAGCUGGAACUUGUUUCAGACUUUGCCCGUCAUUGGACUGGUCAGCGUUGUCACUUUCCUAAGCGGAACCAAGGCUCUGGGCGAGGUCCAGAGCCGACGCCUGGCUGGCGAGAGAUAG
This is a messenger RNA of Pestalotiopsis fici W106-1, 864 nucleotides long. RefSeq lists its product as uncharacterized. The record is from RefSeq and is a predicted model, not a curated record. NCBI's taxonomy places the organism in Eukaryota, Fungi, Ascomycota, Sordariomycetes, Amphisphaeriales, Sporocadaceae. The coding region runs from base 1 to 864 and encodes 287 amino acids. Gene Ontology annotation, biological process: protein N-linked glycosylation. The transcript is spliced from 4 exons. Gene Ontology annotation, cellular component: oligosaccharyltransferase complex; membrane.